Paramuricea clavata is the source of this 645-nucleotide messenger RNA. The record is from the annotation of a GenBank genome assembly. Lineage: Eukaryota; Metazoa; Cnidaria; Anthozoa; Malacalcyonacea; Plexauridae.
AUGGCGGCAGCCACUGAUUUCUAUCUUUUAGCCUUAAUCAAAGGAGAUAUUGAUGAAGAAGAAUAUCUUUUGUUAAUUGAAGAAAAUGAUAAUACUUAUAUGAAGCUGAGCAAUUUUCCAUAUGAAGAAUAUGACCCUUUUGACUGGGAUGCACUAGAUGAAUUAGUGUGCAAAACAGAGUUCAGAUUCGAAAAGAACGAUAUUCCCCUCCUUCAACAUGCAUUACAAAUACCUGCUGUUAUUUCAAUCAAAAGAUGUAAGACGUGUCAUGGCCUAGAGGCUCUCUGUAUUCUCCUGAAAAGAUUUGCUUAUCCGGUGAGGUAUUGUGACAUGGUGUCGCUUUUUGGAAGAUCUGUUCCAGAAGUGUGCAGAAUUGUGCAUUAUAUGGUCAACAUCAUCUAUGAAAAACAUCAUUUUCGGCUCACUUCGUGGAACCAGCCUUUCCUUUCCCCAGAAAACCUUCAGUUAUAUGCCAGUCAUAUACACAAUAAAGGAGCACCCCUCAGUAAUUGCUUUGGGUUUAUUGAUGGGACCGUAAGGCCAAUUUGUAGACCAGAAAAAGACCAAAGGCACGUCUACAAUGGUCACAAGCGACUCCAUUGUUUAAAUUAUUUCAAAGCAUUUCUCUUCCAAAUGGAGCCGUAG